GUCAUUCGCUAUUUAUAUUAAACCAAGCUCAAUUCUCACUCAGUGGACGAAACAAAUCGAUUGAUUUAUCCUUUAUUUAAAAAAAUGCGAAAUCGUGUCUUUGCGUUUAUCGUUUCCUUGUGCUUUCUUCUGCUGCCGAUCGACGAGAUAUCGGGGGAAAUCGAAAAUGUAUUAGACGAAUCUACAAAGUAUGAAAAAUCGAUUUUUCCAGGAAAUGAUGAAAAUAAUUCAACAUCAUCGAACGAAGAGUCGAAUAAUUUAUCAGAGGCAGCGGGGCUGAACGAAGAUAGAAGCAAUCGUGACAAAGAUGCCAAUUCACGGAAGGCGGACGAUUCGGUUCGUCAAGUUCGGUGCUCGGAUUACGUGUUGACGGAGGAAAGGUUGAAAGAGAUCAGAUCCGAGUUCAUGUACUGGUUCUUCGACAGAGGGGGUGACAAUAACGAGGGCGAUUAUCUGAAGGAAAUUCAAGCCUGGACAUCUCAAACGAAUAAGAAUUUCAGUUUUCAACUGCCCUUCUUCGGAUUCAGGUUCAAUUACACUAGAGUAUCCAUAAACGGUUACUUAGAGUUCACCGAUCCCCCACAACAUUACACGUAUCCUCUUGUGUUUCCAGUCAAAUGUUGGCCGAAGGAGAACGAUCCCAGUUUCAUAGGGAUAUUUUUCAGCAAAUGUCGCGUAGGGGAAAUACGGUCGACGGACAGAGAUCAGAGAAAGCCAGGUGUAUACUUUAGGAUCGAACGAGAUUUACGAACGAGGAGAGACCAAUUCGGGGUCGAGAUGCGCGAACGUCUCAUGUGGGACGUUCGCGAAGGUAUGAUCGGCGCCGAAGCUUUCGUGCCGAAACACGCGAUCACCGUCACGUGGAAAAACGUAUCGUUCACGGGUGGUAUCGACAAAUCCCUUUACAUCACCAACACUUUCCAAAUAGUCCUAGCGACCGACGAGGUGAACACGUACGCGAUGUUCAAUUAUCCGGACGUUCAAUGGACCAGUCACACGGAGACAGGUGGCGACACCGUGCACGGCGAUGGCGGCAUUUCAGCAUUCGUUGGUUUCAACGCCGGAAAUGGCACAGGAAGCUACGAGUACAAGCCUUACUCUCAAACGCCGCGCAUACGUGAUCUAACCAGAGCAGGAUGGGUAAACGGUUUUCCAGGACGACACAUGUUCAAGAUAGACGAAAAAAUAAUUCCUGCAAUUUGCAGUUGAUAUAUUAUAUAUUAUAAAA
Apis dorsata (giant honeybee) is the source of this 1228-nucleotide messenger RNA. RefSeq names its product protein mesh-like. The coding region runs from base 85 to 1209 and encodes 374 amino acids. Gene Ontology annotation, biological process: cell-matrix adhesion. NCBI's taxonomy places the organism in Eukaryota, Metazoa, Arthropoda, Insecta, Hymenoptera, Apidae. The transcript is spliced from 5 exons. The record is from RefSeq and is a predicted model, not a curated record.